Messenger RNA from Nasonia vitripennis (jewel wasp), 1962 nucleotides. It is a transcript of the gene hgo, whose product is annotated as homogentisate 1,2-dioxygenase. Gene Ontology annotation, cellular component: cytoplasm. Gene Ontology annotation, molecular function: homogentisate 1,2-dioxygenase activity. NCBI's taxonomy places the organism in Eukaryota, Metazoa, Arthropoda, Insecta, Hymenoptera, Pteromalidae. Gene Ontology annotation, biological process: L-phenylalanine catabolic process. The record is from RefSeq and is a predicted model, not a curated record. The transcript has 8 exons. The coding region runs from base 547 to 1653 and encodes 368 amino acids.
AAGUAUUUCCAGAAAAACUGCCGGAGAGACAUGAAGGACGAACUUAAGGUGCGGUGAUAAGAGAAUAUUCUCGAAGAUACAGUUUAUAUCCCAGCUGCGGCUGUCUGUGAUUCACUUUUGCGUUGCUACAGCUGCAGUAGUGUGUCUGAUCUAUAAAGUGUUGUAGAAGUAAUUUCGCGUAGUUCUUGCGAAUGAUCCUCGAAAAGUCCAUACAUCCGCUAUAAUUUUUCGUUAUAACUCGACGACUUACGUAAAGCUACCGCGUAUAUUUAUGUGAUAGGAUCAAUUUGAAAAACGUGUGAUUUUGUUCGAGCAUAUGGUGCAGUUUUCAGUUCGUAUUUGCCAGGGUUCGGCAACGAGUUCAGCAGCGAGGACGAACGAUGUCCUGGUGCUCUUCCCGUCGGUCAGAACAGUCCGCAAAAAUGCCCCUACGGUCUGUACGCAGAGCAGUUGUCGGGGACUGCAUUCACAGCUCCUCGACUGGAGAACAAAAGGACGUGGUUCUAUCGAAUCAGACCGUCGGUCAACCACGAAGUGUUCGAGCCCAUGAAUGACGUCGCGGUUCAUCUUACGCACGAAUGGGACAAGAUUGCCCCGAAUCCCAACCAGCUACGCUGGAAGCCGUUCGACGUGCCGACUCGUCAAGGGCCGGAAGUGGACUUCGUCGAGGGUCUGCACACGGUUUGUGGCGCCGGGGACGCUCGCACGCGCGCCGGCAUCGCGGUCCACGUUUACCUCUGCAACGCCUCGAUGAAGGAUAAGGCCUUUUACAACUCUGACGGUGACUUCCUCAUUGUUCCGCAAUUGGGGGCUCUGUACAUCACGACGGAGUUUGGAAAAAUGCGCGUGGAACCGAACGAGAUCUGCGUUAUUCAGCGAGGCAUGAGAUUUUCCGUCAGCGUCUUCGGCCCCUCGAGAGGAUACAUCCUAGAGGUUUUCGACAAUCACUUCGAACUGCCGAACCUCGGACCGAUCGGCGCCAACGGUCUGGCGAACCCGAGAGAUUUCCAGACGCCCGUCGCUUGGUACGAGGAUAAAGACACGGCUUACAAAAUCGUGAACAAGUAUCAGGGAAAAUUAUUCGUCGCUAAUCAGGAUCACAGUCCGUUCGAUGUCGUCGCCUGGCACGGCAACUACGUCCCCUACAAGUACAGCCUUGAUCGCUUCAUGGUCGUCAACUCGGUCUCAUUCGACCACUGCGAUCCAUCGAUAUUCACUGUACUGACCUGUCCGUCGGCCAAGCCAGGAACCGCCAUCGCCGAUUUCGUCGUCUUUCCCCCGCGCUGGUCCGUCCAGGAACACACCUUCCGCCCGCCCUAUUAUCACAGAAACUGCAUGAGCGAAUUCAUGGGCCUGAUAAAGGGCCGUUACGAGGCUAAGGAGGAGGGUUUCCAGCCGGGCGGUGGCAGCCUCCACUCGAUGAUGACACCACACGGCCCGGACACCAACUGCUUCGAGGGAGCCUCCAACGCGGAACUUCGCGCCGAGCGCAUAGCCGACGGCACCCAGGCCUUCAUGUUCGAGACCUACUACGGCUUGGCCGUCACCGAGUGGGCGGCUCGUCUGUCCGGUAAACUCGACGCCGACUAUUACAAGUGCUGGCAGGGCCUCAGGAAACACUUCGAUCCGAGCCAGAAACCGCAGCAGCACUGAGAGAGAUGAGAUGCGAAAUUUGAACCGAUUCUGCGGCAAAUCGGUUCGACAUUUUUCACUGAUUGCGGCUUCGAUUAUAAUUUUACGUAUAAAUCACUUCGUAAAGUGACGAGCGUUCAAGAUUGAAAGAGCCAUCCACGAUUGAUUGAUUUUUUAUUUUGUAGCAUAGAAAAGAAUAUGGCUUAUAACGUGGCUUAUAAGCCAAUAAUAUAACAGAAAAUAUGAACGGGAAAAAGCAACUAACUAUCCUGUGUUUUUGUAUACUUAUACCUUCAUUUUAUUUAUUAAAGCUAUACAUUUUUCCUCAAA